This is a messenger RNA of Cornus florida, 2164 nucleotides long. Its product is annotated as transcription factor VOZ1. Lineage: Eukaryota; Viridiplantae; Streptophyta; Magnoliopsida; Cornales; Cornaceae. The record is from RefSeq and is a predicted model, not a curated record. Bases 183 to 1634 code for a protein of 483 amino acids. Gene Ontology annotation, biological process: regulation of DNA-templated transcription; positive regulation of long-day photoperiodism, flowering. The transcript has 5 exons.
UUCCCUAAAACGCUUUUGCCGCGCACGUUGCUUUCCGUGUAGAAAGAGAACUCAACAGAGAAUUGAGAGAGAAGAAAACUAGAAAAAAAGCACCUCUCUCUAGUCUCUUUCCCCACACACACUCAUCUGCUCAAACUUUCCGAUUCCGAGAUAGGUGAGUGUUGACGAUUUAGGGUUUUUCUAUGGGAAAAGGUACCAAGAUCGGUGGAUGCAAGUCUGCGUCGCACCAACUAUUCAAAGAUAGGGCAAAGAACCGUGUGGAUGAUCUUCAAGGCAUGUUCUCGGAUCUGCAAUCGGCGAGGAAGGAGAGCCGUACUAUUGAAGUCGCUGUACUUGAAGAGCAAGUUCAUCAGAUGCUUCGAGAGUGGAAAGCUGAACUCAACGAGCCCUCUCCAGCUUCUUCUCUGCACGGUGGAAGUCCUGGGUCUUUUUCAUCAGACAUUUGUCGGCUGUUGCAGCUUUAUGAAGAAGAAGACGAUGCCACCAGUGCAUUAGUUGCCCCAAAGCUUGAGCCUGAUGGGCAAAAAGUCAGCAAUAGCGCUAUUUUCCAAGAGCAGUGCUUUGGUGUGAAUCAGGGGCCACAGCAACAAGGAUUUCAGUUGGUUGAUCAAUGCAAAGAAUCCCCUUCAGGAGUUUACAACAUGGGAGUCCAUAACUUUGGGUUUGCUACUCAGUUGGAUUAUCAUGCUUUUGAUUUCCAUCAAGACUUUGAGCAGACUCUUUUUGCUGGUUUUGAUGGUUCGGGUCUUUGUGGUGAGGAUGCUAUCCCUCAGAUCUCUGCUUUUCUGCCAAAUAUUUGCCCUCCACCUUCUGCUUUCUUGGGGCCGAAAUGUGCGCUUUGGGAUUGUAACAGGCCUGCUCAAGGAUUGGCCUGGUGUCAAGACUAUUGCAGUAGCCUUCAUGGAGCACUUGCACUGAAUGAAGGUCCACCUGGUAUGACGCCAGUUCUGAGACCUGGUGGUAUUGGCGUGAAAGAUCCAGUGCUUUUCAAUGCUCUUAGGGCCAAAGCACAAGGAAAACAUGUUGGUAUUCCAGAAUGUGAGGGAGCAGCAACUUCAAAGUCCCCCUGGAAUGCUCCCGAGCUCUUUGAUUUUUCAGUACUUGAGGGUGAGACAAUCAGGGAGUGGCUCUUUUUUGAUAAGCCCCGAAGAGCAUUUGAGAGCGGAAAUAGAAAGCAAAGGUCAUUACCAGAUUAUAAUGGGCGUGGCUGGCAUGAGUCAAGGAAGCAAGUGAUGAAUGAGUUUGGAGGGUUGAAGAGAUCUUAUUAUAUGGAUCCGCAACCAAUGAAAAAUUGUGAAUGGCAUCUUUAUGAGUACGAGAUCGACAAGUGUGAUGUUUGUGCCUUGUAUAGGUUGGAAUUUAAGCUGGUUGAUGGGAAGAAGAGUCCAAAAGGAAAAAUUACAAACGAUUCAGUUGUUGAUCUGCAGAAGCAGAUGAGAAGGCUUACUGCUGAGUUUCCCUUGGACAGAAAGCCCUCCCUCAAGGGGAGGACAAAAGGUAAUUUGAGGGAUGGUGUUGGAAAUGUCUAUUCUGCUCCAAAGCAAAUGGCACCUACAAGUGAAGGUUUUGAUUAUGGAAUUGGUGCACCAUAUGAUUACCUUGUCGACAAUCCGAGUGGCUAUUACUUGACGUAGUUGAAGAAACUUGGAUGCAUAUGGAAUAAGCAGCACUUUUUGUUGGUCCAGCCAAAUGGUUUUGCUAUAGCAGUUGAGUCUCUCUUUCUUUUCUUCUCUAUCAUAUCAUUCAGUCUUCUGUCUCUCAUCAAUCUGAUGUUUCUUGGUCACAUGAGGACAUGAUGCAUUUUUCUUUGUUCCCUGGAGGCACAGUGCCGAAAUCGGACUGAGAUAAGUGAGCAUAUUCUAACCGGUGGAUGAUGGUUUACAAGUGGCUACCUUUACAAUUUUUUUGCUGACCCGUUGUUCUAUAUGAUGAACACACUAAAACAGACUAGGAAUGGUGAAUGCAAUAAUAUACAUGUGACAUCCUCCAAAUCUCAUUUGGAAUUUAAGACUAUGAUACUAAUUAUAUAGAGAAACACUGGUUAUGAUAUACAUAUAUAUAUAUAUUAGCAGCAAUUUGCAAUUUCUAGUUGUUGGGUAUGUAAAAUGCUCGUGUAGACUUAUUUGUAUGGCCAUCAAUGAUCAAAGUAUACAUGUUCGCUAUU